Molecule: messenger RNA, 1865 nt
Organism: Exaiptasia diaphana
Lineage: Eukaryota; Metazoa; Cnidaria; Anthozoa; Actiniaria; Aiptasiidae
Product: RAB6A-GEF complex partner protein 2
Exons: 7
Coding region: 263-1507 (414 amino acids)
Biological process (GO): retrograde transport, endosome to Golgi
Cellular component (GO): Ric1-Rgp1 guanyl-nucleotide exchange factor complex; Golgi membrane
Source: RefSeq, a predicted model, not a curated record
GGGAGAUGGUCGCUUACGAGAGCGGUCGUUCAAAGAGAAUCUAAUCAACUUUUGAAUGGCUUCCUUCAAACUUCAUUUGAGUCUGUCGUCUUAUUAGCCAGCGGUGUUCUCGUUAAUUAUUUCAAGAUGGCGGAUGUGCUCUUACAGGAGUGCGAUAGAUUGAGCAUGAAUUCUUUAUGCAAUUCCACCUGGUUUGGUUGCAUUAUCUUGUAAUUCAGUAUCUUUGUGCAUAAAAGGAUGAAUAAUCUACUUAUUGACGUUGAUGUUAUGGGGCUCUAAUGCAAUGAUCGAGAUUAAAGCUCGCAUUUUACGAAGCGCUGUAUAUCUCUCUGGAGAAACACUGCAGUGUGAAAUCACCUUCUCAAACGUCAACACGAAGGAAUGCCCUAGUCCAAGGAAAGUAAACCAUUACAAGGAAGAGAAAAAAAGUGACAAAGUAGAACGCCUUGCCUGGUCGAGUGCGCAAAUUCACUGUCAGUGUUCAGUAAUGAGUGGACGAGUGGUGAUUCCAGGGAAAGAAAAUGCUACGGCACUUGAUAAUACAUCACCAAUCAGUGAGUCGAGAACAAGUUUUGCUCCAUCUAGAGGAGAGCAAGGUCAUUGUCUCAUUUCCACUGAACCGAAAAUUCUAUUUUGCGAUUUGCAGCUGUACCCGGGCGAAUCGAAAACAUUUUUAUACAGUGAAAAGGUCCCAGUAAAUGGGCCUCCAUCAUACAAAGGACAUACUGUUAAAUACUCAUAUAAAAUUACCAUUGGAACAAGUCGUGUAAACUCACAAAUAAAGCUUCUUCGUCUACCCAUUCGAAUUUUGGUUGUUCCAGGAUUGCAAGAAAUUGAAAACAUGUUUAGUUUACGAGAACAACCGAAAAAUCCCUUUCUACAGAGUAAAGCAGAGACCACAUCUCUUUUAGAUGUUGCUGUUGAUUUUUUAACCUCAGUCACAUCUAAAAGAAACAACCAUGUAUAUAAUAUUGUAAGUAAUAGAGGACAUGUGGGGAAGUUUUGUCUUUUUAAAUCAGCUUACAGAAUAGGAGAAGAGAUAGUCGGUUCAUUUGAUUUUACAGAUAGCCUAAUACCUUGUUUAAAGUUCACAGUAACUCUUCAAAGUGAAGAACACAUACCAGAGGAAUGCCGUCCACUCAAUAGUAAAUCAGCAGACAUGACACAUACAUCACAUUGCUCAUACCAAGAACACUGUCUACAUACAAAAAAGACACAUAUUGUUCUACCAGUACCUAUUACAGCAACACCAGAAUUUGUAUCGGAUUUAGUUUGUUUAAAAUGGAGGCUUCAUUUUGAGUUUGUGCUUGUUUGUGGUUCCCUUCCUGCUGGAGCAAGUCCUCUUCAGUCAACAUAUCCACCUUUAGAUACUGCAACAUGGCAAGGUCCAAGCAACAUUGAAACAGAACUUUUGACAUGGGAUUUCCCAGUCAAGUUACUGGCUACAAAUCCUGUCCAAGCAUCAUCUGUCUCUUUGUUAAGAACUACAAAUUCUAUAGUAUUUUAAAAUAUUUUUUACACAUUCUCUAACAAAUAUAUUCUAAACAAAAAGACAUAAAUAUAUUUGCUUUGCUACAAAAUAUUAUUCUCUUGGGGGAAUUCCUGUACAAAUAAUUUUAUGUUGACCAUGGGAGUAGAACUUGAGUAGAACUGUCUUUGAUGUGAACACAGUAACUAUGAUGUGAAACAUUAACUGAUCAUUGUCUUCUUAUGUCGAGUUGUUUUCCUUCAAUCAUUAAAAAAUAGUAAGGCUUAUGAUAUAGAGUGCAAAUGUGCAUACAACAUAUGGGAUUGUGAAUAGAAAGACUGCUAGUGAAUUAAAUAAUAAAGAAUACAAGUUUUUUAAUAAAAAAGAUUCAAAUUUA